AUGGAGGCGCAAGAGGACUGCAAGUGGCGCCAGAUCCCGGCGUUUGGCGACUGGAACCUGUGGGACGACAUGCCCGUCACCCAGUACUUCCAGGCAGGGACCUUCUUCUUCGCCGCGCCGGCGGAGAAGGACGACGAGGAUCUCUUCAAGGUGCCCCAGUUCCCUGCCAAGCCCUACAGCUACAAGAAGUGCGUUGUUCGAGUGAAGGGGGAGAAAGAAAACGCUGUGCCGGCGAGGAAGGGAGGCAGGAGGCGCUACGUGAACGAGCAGCAGAAGUGGAAGCCCAAGGGAGUUGUGGACGAGGACCUGUACAAGAUUUCCCCGCAGCUUCUGUGCAAGGUGAAGAAGGCAAAAGAAGCUGCUGAGGAAUUUGCUGGGAGGGUGCCUGGGUCUGAGCUGCAUCGCCUGAGAGAUGCAGAGCUUAAUAAGUUUCUGGGGAGUUUGCUUGGUUGGUGCUCUGGAGAGUUGUAUAGUGUCUACGCUAAUAUGGAAUUAAUGGAAACUUACUACUGCUUUUGCACUCGUUUGAAUGGUGCACAGGUGAACACAUCCGAGUUUGAUGUCAAUAGAACAGCAGGGAAGGGCAACAAAAGGAGGGAGACGCCUUCAGCAUGGACCAAAGCCAACCCUAAAUUCAAGUAUGGAGAGGCAAUGAUACGAGAAAAAGAGAAUGACAGUUGUGGUCCUUCGUCUGUUGCCCUCCAUACCUACUAUCUUGCAGCUUGUGCUGAACAGAAGGUUGGAAUAACGGUUAAUUUCAACCCUUUCCAGUUAGGGCAUACCGAGUCAGCUGAUGACUUUGUGGUUGGAUUUAAUGACUUGUAUGACCUCUUCAAUCUUGAUGGGCUGGACAUGUCCCUUUUACGUUGCUUCUCCGUGUACAUGGUACAAAAGGUUAUGGAAGAUAGCUUGUCUGUGGGCAUUAUGGAACCCCAGGUGUUCUUGAAAUCUAACAUUCGUUGCAAUGAAUCAGCUGUUGUGGAUUAUGUGAAAAGUGUGUUCAAUCCUUAUGCAAAGGAGCGGGAUAGCCUUAUAAUGUUUGCCCACAAUACAGGAGAUCACUGGUUAUUGGUGGUAGUCAUCCCUAAGUGGAACAAGGUCGUGUACCUUGAUUCCGACAGAUCAAAACAAUGA
This is a messenger RNA of Miscanthus lutarioriparius, 1134 nucleotides long. Lineage: Eukaryota; Viridiplantae; Streptophyta; Magnoliopsida; Poales; Poaceae. The record is from the annotation of a GenBank genome assembly.